AUGAAGAUGAGUGGAUCUGAUGAGAAGAUUCUUCUACUGAUGGGUAUGGUGCUUUUAACGGUCGCAGCGACGGCUAUAGAUGAAGACCCUACUGGGUUUGUUAGAUGGGGCCAUAAUUACUACAAAACAUGGGGACAACCAGCUUUGGUUAUUAACGAAACCUCUGAGCUCCACCUCACCCUCGAUCAUAAAUCUGGGUCGGGGUUUGAAUCAAACUCGAUAUACGGAUCAGGAUCUUUCAAUAUGAGAAUCAAGGCACAAACCAAGUCUACGAGAGUCGUUACUUCCUUCUAUCUAAUGUCCAAAUCAAGCCGCAAUGACCAGCUAUGUUUCCAGAUUUUUGGAAAUGGGCCAGCUUAUUUGCUGAAUACAAAUAUAUUUAUGAACGGUGAGGGAGAUAAAGAUCAGAGGUUUCAUCUUUGGUUUGAUCCACCAAAAUAUUACCAUUCAUAUAGGUUUCUUUGGAACCAACAUCAACUUGUGUUCUAUGUAGAUGAUACACCGAUCCGAGUGUACAGGAAGAAUCCAGGCAUUUCGUACCCAUCUGUGCAAACGAUGUUUAUGCAUGGGAGUGUGAAAAACGGAUCGAUAGUUGACCCCAAGGAGAUGCCUUACACUGCUGUGUUCCAGGCAUCAACUAUUGAUGGGUGUGUAACUGAUUUUUUUGGUAUAGAAAAAUGCUUUGGUCCUGAAUUUUGGUGGAAUCGCAAAGAAAAUUGGCAGCUAAGCUCUAGAGAGAGAAAACUGUAUAUGAAUGCAAGGAAGGUGUACAUGGACUAUGACAAUUGCUCUGACAGAAAGCUAUAUCCAGAGGUGCCUAAAGAAUGCAAGUCACAAUUAGCGAAAAUUUAA
This is a messenger RNA of Brassica oleracea var. oleracea, 852 nucleotides long. RefSeq names its product probable xyloglucan endotransglucosylase/hydrolase protein 11. The record is from RefSeq and is a predicted model, not a curated record. Gene Ontology annotation, molecular function: hydrolase activity, hydrolyzing O-glycosyl compounds; xyloglucan:xyloglucosyl transferase activity. Gene Ontology annotation, biological process: xyloglucan metabolic process; cell wall biogenesis. NCBI's taxonomy places the organism in Eukaryota, Viridiplantae, Streptophyta, Magnoliopsida, Brassicales, Brassicaceae. Gene Ontology annotation, cellular component: apoplast; cell wall.